AUGGCUUCGUAUCCGCGGGUCAAACGACAGAUUACAGUCGAACGGUGUGAAAAAUUUAUAUCGGAAAAUUUCUUUACCGACUUAAAUCUACGUUCUUCACUUUAUCGAAAAUGCACGGAUUCGGAAAAGUAUAUUCAACUGUCCGUGUACAAAGUUCCGGACCUUAAGCGCAUUAGCUUUGAGGAGGCU
Acaulospora morrowiae is the source of this 189-nucleotide messenger RNA. NCBI's taxonomy places the organism in Eukaryota, Fungi, Glomeromycota, Glomeromycetes, Diversisporales, Acaulosporaceae. The record is from the annotation of a GenBank genome assembly.